CGGCGGCCGGGAGGGAGGCGGCUAGUGGCCGGAGCGACACGCGCCCGCCGCGACCCUAUGCAGUGACUUGUGCGGCGCAGGCGCCUCCUGCCCCGCCGGCGGGGCCCGGGAUCCCCGCGGCGGGAUGUUCUCCCGAAGGAGCCACGGGGAUGUGAAGAAGUCCACGCAGAAGGUGCUGGACCCCAAGAAGGACGUGCUGACCCGCCUGAAGCACCUGCGGGCGCUGCUGGAUAAUGUGGAUGCAAGCGAUCUGAAGCAGUUUUUUGAGACCAACUAUUCUCAGAUAUAUUUCAUCUUCUAUGAAAAUUUUAUAACACUGGAAAAUAGUUUGAAGUUAAAAGGGAAUAAUAAGUCACAAAGGGAGGAGCUGGACUCCAUCCUCUUUCUUUUUGAAAAAAUACUGCAGUUUCUACCUGAACGAAUUUUCUUUCGAUGGCAUUACCAGAGUAUAGGUUCAACUUUAAAAAAGCUUCUACACACUGGAAAUUCUAUUAAGAUAAGAUGUGAAGGAAUCAGACUGUAUCUUUUGUGGCUUCAAGCACUUCAGACAAACUGUGCGGAAGAGCAGGUGCUGAUUUUCGCUUGCCUGGUGCCUGGUUUCCCAGCGGUCCUGUCAUCCAGGGGACCCUGUACACUGGAGACACUCAUCAACCCUAGCCCUAGUGUAGUUGAUGCAAAAAUAUAUCCAGAAGAAAUCACCCCACUUCUGCCAGCCGUAUCAGGGGAGAAGAUCGCUGAGGACCAAACAUGCUUUUUUCUUCAAAUACUGUUGAAAUAUAUGGUUAUUCAGGCUGCAAGCUUGGAGUGGAAGAAUAAGGAGAAUCAAGAUACUGGUUUUAAAUUUCUUUUUACAUUGUUUCGAAAGUAUUAUCUUCCUCAUUUGUUUCCAUCAUUUACUAAGUUAACCAACAUCUACAAACCUGUGCUUGAAAUCCCUCAUUUGAGACCAAAGCCUGUAUAUGUUACUGUAACUCGAGAUAAUGAAACAAUUUACAGUACAAAAAUUCCAUACAUGGCAGCUCGUGUUGUUUUCAUUAAAUGGAUUGUAACUUUCUUUUUGGAAAAAAAAUAUCUAACUGCAACACAAAACACUAAAAAUGGAGUUGAUGUAUUGCCUAAAAUCAUCCAGACCGUUGGUGGUGGUGCAGCACAAGAAAAGGCGCCAGAGCUGGAUGGUGCUGGGUCCACAGAGCAGGACAAAAGCCAUUCUAACAGUAGCACCUUGUCUGACCGAAGACUCAGCAGCUCCAGUCUUUGUAGCAUUGAAGAAGAGCAUCGAACAGUGUAUGAAAUGGUGCAACGGAUCCUCCUGUCCACACGGGGUUAUGUGAAUUUUGUGAAUGAAGUAUUUCGACAGGCAUUUUUGUUGCCUUCCUGUGAGAUAUCUGUAACGAGAAAAGUAGUUCAAGUAUACAGGAAGUGGAUCCUCCAGCACCAACCUGUGUUCAUGGAGGAGCCAGAUAAAAAGGAUGUUGCCCAGGAAGAUGCUGACAAAUUAAGACUUUCAGAGACCGACUCCAAGGAGGCCUCAUCUGAAAGCUCUGGUCAUAAACGGUCAUCCAGCUGGGGGCGCACGUAUUCCUUCACAAGUGCCAUGAGCAGAGGGUGUGUGACAGAGGAGGACAACACGAAUGUGAAAGCUGGAGCCCAAGCUAUGCUGCAGGUCUUCCUUACAAAUGCUGCGAAUGUCUUUUUGCUGGAACCGUGUGUUGAAGUUCCCAUGCUCCUGAGGGAACAGGUAGAUGCCUGUAAAGCUGUUCUGAUUAUUUUUCGGCGCAUGAUAAUGGAACUUACAAUGAAUCAAAAGACAUGGGAGCAGAUGUUGCAAAUCCUUCUCAGGAUAACAGAAGCUGUCAUGCAGAAGCCAAAGGAUAAGCAUGUAAAGGACUUGUUUGCCCAGAGCUUGGCAGGGUUGCUCUUCAGGACGCUUAUCGUGGCUUGGAUCCGAGCAAACCUCUGUGUGUACAUUUCUCGGGAGCUUUGGGAUGACUUUCUAGGUGUGCUGUCAUCCCUCACAGAGUGGGAGGAACUCAUUACCGAGUGGUCCAACAUCAUGGACUCCUUGACAGCUGUGCUCGCAAGAACUGUGUAUGGAGUUGAGAUGACAAACCUACCUCUAGAUAAAUUAAGUGAGCAAAAGGAGAAGAAGCAACGUGGCAAAGGUUGUAUUCCAGAUUCCCAAAAAGGGACCGCUGUGGGUAGAUCCUUUUCUCUCAGCUGGCGUAGCCAUCCAGAUGUGAAUGAGCCAAUGAGAUUCCGAAGUGCUACCACAUCUGGAGCACCAGGAGUUGAGAAGGCAAGAAAUAUUGUUCGCCAGAAAGCAACUGCUAAGCGAAGCCAGUCUAUCAGCAACUGUGUCCACCUCUCUGAGGCUUUGCCUGCCACUAAAAGCGUCCCGCUCCUCCUCCAUACCGUGAGCGCUCUCUUCCCUGGUCUCUCUUACUCUUCUUGCUCUCACAGGCUGUCAGAAGUGGAGGAAUUCCAGCAGGCAGAAAGUACACCUGCAGCUGACACUGAUUAUCUUGUGGUGGGACAGCAGCAGGUCCCCCGGAGCAGCAGCACCUCUGACAUCACUGAGCCUUUGUGCUCAGAUUCUUCUCAAGGUCAAAAUUCACCAAAUUUGAGCUCUUCAGAUUUCAAGUCUGUUCAAGAGAGUAAAGGACACGUGAAGCGGGAACAUGAAGGAAUAACAAUCUUGGUUCGAAGGAGCAGCAGUCCUGCUGAGCUGGAUCUAAAGGAUGAUUUACAGCAGACACAAGGAAGAUGCAGGGAGAGACAGAAGAGUGACAGCACUGGUAGUGACACAGCUGUGGGCUCCAGCAAUGAGGCAGAGCUGCCCAUGGGCCCGUGGCAGACCUGUGACGAGGACCCAGAACUCAGCACUCCCACAGAUGCUGUGCCUGACUCUGAUGCCCGCCACUGGUUACAACUGAGUCCUACUGAUGCUUCAAACUUGACAGACAGCCGAGAGUGCCUUGCAGACGAUUGUAGUAUAAUUGCUGGAGGGAACCUCACUGGUUGGCACCCAGACUCUGCUGCUGUGUUAUGGCGAAGAGUCUUGGGAAUCCUUGGGGAUGUAAAUAAUAUCCAGUCACCGAAGAUCCAUGCCAGAGUUUUUGGCUAUCUCUAUGAACUGUGGUACAAACUGGCCAAGAUACGAGAUAAUCUAGCAAUAAGCCUGGAUAACCAGUCGUCUCCAUCUCCUCCACUCUUGAUCCCACCACUCAGAAUGUUUGCAUCAUGGCUAUUCAAGGCUACAACUCUGCCAAAUGAAUAUAAGGAAGGCAAACUGCAAGCCUACAAACUGAUCUGCGCCAUGAUGACCAGACGCCAGGAUGUUCUGCCAAACUCAGAUUUCCUGGUGCAUUUCUACCUUGUGAUGCACCUGGGAUUAACCAGCGAGGACCAGGAUGUCUUAAACACUAUUAUAAGAAACUGUUCACCCCGCUUUUUCUCCCUGGGUUUGCCUGGUUUCUCAAUGCUGGUGGGGGAUUUUAUCACUGCUGCUGCCAGGGUCCUCAGUACAGACAUGUUGGCGGUGCCCCGUUCAGAAGCUCUCACACUCCUUGGUUCCCUUGUCUGCUUCCCAAAUACCUACCGGGAGAUCCCUCUGCUGCAGUCCGUGCCAGAAGUGAGUGAGGUCAUCCCAGGAACUGAAGAUGUCAAGCAUUACCUCAUAAAUAUUUUACUGAAGAAUGCUACCGAGGAACCAAAUGAAUGUGCAAGAUGCAUCGCCAUUUGCUCCCUCGGGGUCUGGAUCUGUGAAGAGCUUACACAGUGUGCCAGCCAUCCUCAGGUGAAGGAUGCCAUCAAUGUGAUAGGUGUGACGUUGAAGUUUCCUAACAAGAUCGUGGCUCAGGUAGCCUGUGAUGUUCUUCAGCUGCUGGUUUCCUACUGGGAAAAGCUUCAGAUGUAUGAAACUGCUCUACCGCGAAAAAUGGCCGAAAUACUCGUGGCCACAAUUGCAUUUCUUUUACCAAGUGCAGAGUACUCCUCAGUGGAAACAGACAAAAAGUUUAUUGUGUCCUUGCUCCUCUGCCUCUUGGACUGGUGCAUGGCUCUGCCUCUGAAUGCCCUUCUCCACCCGGUGUCCACGGUGGUCCUGGAGGAGCUGCACCCACCCCGGGCUCCAUUGCUGGAUUAUAUCUACAGGGUUCUGCACUGCUGCGUCUGUGGCUCAAGUACAUAUACACAGCAAAGUCACUACACCCUGACCUUGGCUGACUUGUCAUCCACCGAUUAUGACCCCUUCCUACCUCUGGCAAAUGUGAGGAACUCCGAGCCAGUCCAGUACCAUUCAUCAGCAGACCUGGGGAACCUGCUGACUGUGGAAGAGGAGAAGAAGAGGAGAAGUGUGGAACUGAUCCCUCUCACUGCACGAAUGGUCAUGGGCCACCUGGUGAACCACCUGGGCCACUACCCACUGAGCGGGGGCCCUGCCGUGCUGCACAGCCUGGUCAGUGAGAACCAUGACAACGCCCACGCGGAAGGUGCUGAGCUGUCCUCGGAGGUGUUCAGGAGCCCAAACCUGCAGCUCUUCGUAUUUAAUGAUAGCACCCUCAUCUCCUACCUUCAGACACCUGCAGAAGGACCAGAUGGAGGGACUUCAGGGGCUUCCCUCUCAGAUGUGAGAGUCAUUGUGAGGGAUAUCUCAGGGAAGUACUCUUGGGAUGGCAAGGUUUUAUAUGGACCUCUGGAAGGCCACUUGGCACCCAGUGGAAAGAAUCCCUCAUUUCAGAUUUCUGGCUGGCAUCAACACACGUGCGGACCUCAGAAAGAUUUGUCUCACAGUGAGGAAGGAGAUGAUGCGCUUGACAAACUACUUGAAAACAUUGGCCAUUCAAGCCCAGAAUGCCUUUUACCAUCACAACUAAAUCUAAAUGAGCCUUCCCCACCCCCAUGUGGUAUGAACUGUGACCAAGAGAAGGAAAUCAUUGAGGUUAUCCUGCGCCAGAACAUACAGGAAGAUGAGUAUCUUCAGAGGUGUAACUCUAAUUCUGCAGUGAAGGUCACCAGCCAAGGGCAGCCCUCACCUGUGGAGCCCCGAGGACCCUUUUAUUUCUGCAGGUUGUUGCUUGAUGACCUAGGAAUGAAUUCCUGGGACAGAAGGAAGAAUUUUCAUUUGUUGAAGAAAAAUUCAAAAUUAUUGAGAGAGCUAAAGAAUCUGGACUCACGGCAGUGCCGUGAGACACACAAGAUAGCAGUGUUUUACAUUGCUGAAGGGCAAGAAGAUAAGUGUUCCAUCUUAGCCAAUGAAAGAGGAAGCCAAGCAUAUGAAGACUUUGUUGCUGGUCUUGGAUGGGAGGUGGAUCUCUCAACCCACUGUGGGUUCAUGGGUGGUCUUCAGCGCAAUGGCAGCACAGGACAGACAGCCCCUUACUAUGCUACCUCGACUGUGGAAGUCAUUUUCCACGUUUCCACUCGGAUGCCAUCGGAUUCAGAUGAUUCACUCACCAAAAAGCUCCGUCACCUGGGGAAUGAUGAGGUCCACAUCGUCUGGUCUGAACACUCCAGGGACUACCGCAGGGGUAUUAUCCCAACAGCCUUUGGAGACGUUUCGAUCAUUAUUUACCCAAUGAAGAAUCAUAUGUUCUUUAUCACGAUAACAAAGAAACCUGAGGUUCCAUUCUUUGGACCUCUGUUCGAUGGAGCCAUCGUGAGUAGGAAGCUGCUGCCAAGCCUUAUCUGUGCCACGUGCAUCAAUGCCAGCAGAGCGGUGAAGUGCCUCAUCCCACUCUAUCAGAGCUUCUACGAAGAGCGAGCUCUGUAUCUGGAAGCAAUAAUUCAGAACCACCGGGAAGUCAUGACAUUUGAGGAUUUCGCAGCUCAAGUCUUUUCUCCCUCUCCCAGCUACUCUCUCAGUGGAACGGAUUAAAGUACAUAGCGGUCUCAUUAUGACACUUGAGCAAGGGCUCUUGACCUCCAGCCUGAGUAUGGAGCCCAAGAAAAUCCUCCAUGUAGAAGAGACAGGCAAGACUCUCCUGCUCUCCCCAGAACCCUCAAAUCCAGACUCCAGGAAACUGCCACUGUGCCAGCAAGCCUUCCCAUUGCUUGGCUCCCAAGGUCGGAAGUGAUCUAGUUUGUGUGGAAUUUUCAAACAGGACUGUGUUCCUCUUGUCCUGGAAUCUCAUAAACCUUGGGCUUCAGAAGAAGAAAAGAAGUUGCUAUCAACCAGGAACAAGCCUACGAUCAUGUGGGCAAUGGAGUUGUCUGGAGCUUCCAGGAAGAACAACACAGUUGUGAAAGGUUUGGGCGGGAUCCAUGGGGCAGGGGCAGAGGGCACUUGUCUGUACCCCUGAGUUGUUUUCUUGUCAUUAUAUACCCAAGCUUGAUUCCCAAAGGGGCUGACAAAACAAUUGUGUAAUUGUUGGAAGAAUUUCCUCCAUAAUGAUUUUGCUAAUCUUUAUGUUAGGGUUUACAGUUUAAUUCAAACUUUUCAUCAUCAAAAUUUCAUCAUCAUGGAAACUGGCUGUCCCCAGGGUCUUUUCCCACAGGAAGUUUCACCUCCAUCAUCAAGCCUUUCUCCACCUGGUACCUGAGGCCCACUGACUAAGAUUCUCCUGACAACACAAUUCUGCCAGGUCUUGACACUGAUGUUUCACAUAGAGUGAUCAGAAAUGUCUAGAUACAGGCCUGUCCACAGGAGAGCAGUAAGCAGAUGACUAGCAACCCUGUGCAGGCCAACUUAGCCCAGCCCAGCCCAGCCUAGUUUAGCACUGCCCAUCCCAUCCCAGCCCUGCCCUGCCCUGCCCUGCCCAGCCCAGCCCUGCCCUGCCCAGCCCUGCCCAGCCCAGCCCAGCACCAUCUACAUCAACACACAAGAUUAGUGCCUGCUCCAGCUCCAGGGCUGACCAGCACCCACAUCCUGUCCAGUGCCCUCAAAAGUUCACCUGUGGUCUUCUUCCUACCUGUUGCUCAGAGACCAAGGCAGAGCCUUGAAAACAGCUCUUGUCACUUAAGUUUUAGGGUAACAGAUUCCAAACAAUAGAUUUGGAUCAAAUAUAGUGUGUGUGUGUGUGUGUGUGUGUGUGUGUGUGUGUGUGUGUGUGUUACAUACAUAUGUAUAUGUAUGAGUUAUAUUCAUGUAUAUACAUACAUACAUGAGUUGUGUGUGUGUGUGUGUGUGUGUGUGUAAGUGUGUGUGUGUGUGUGUAAAUUAACCUAUCUGGCUCCAAGGAGAGUGUGUUGUGCCUAUUAGGGAUGGGAGGGAGGGAAGGAAUUAAAUGUGUCCCUUCCUGGACAUCUUGGACCUUGAACCCAGCAACUAAGAGUCUGUUCACAGACCUCUGUCCCCGCUCCCCACCCCCUGCCCUGGCACUGUCUCAGAGCUCCAGUGUUGCUUCGUUCCCUGGUCUGCCUCAAAGUGAAACACAGAAAUUGCAGCAGAGGCCAUCCCUUGCUGCAUGGUCCUGCCACAUGAGGCCACUUCCCAGUGCACGUGUCUAGGUGGCCCCGUCGGCCAGAGCAGGAAAGCAGCUGUAGAAUGUAGCCUCCAGGGGAGCUCAGGCAUGAGAAGGGAAGCCCUGGAUGUGGCCACCUCUCUGCCUUCCUCUGCCCUUUCUUCUCACACAUUACUCCUAGCCUGCUUGGUCAUUCCUCUGAGCCUGCUUCUCUGCCUCCUCAGUGGCCAUUCUCCCAGAGAAGCCAGCUUUCCCCAUCUACUGCAGAGCCGAUUUGGCCGCUGUUGACUUUGGUGGAGAAAGAGGCAGAGCCAGAAGCCAGACUCAAUCUUGAAGUGAGUGGGAAUUCUGAGAGCGACACUCUAGGAGUACCUUCCAGCUGCAGGGAGAAUCCACCCACCUGCUUUGAAGGGAACUGUGUGGCCUCCAUCCCAGGCCACAGACAGAAGCACCUGCAGAGCUGCCUGCAGGUCAUGAACAGGCUAGGACAUUGCAAAGCAGAAGGAACCCCAUGAUCCCUGUGUGCUGUUUUCUAGGGGCCCAGCACACUCAUUGGGAGCUUAAUGAUGAUAGAAGGGAAAUGAGAUGCCACGAUAUUUCCCAUUGUGUCAGUGAUACCUUGACUCUUAUCCCAUCUACCACGUGUGUGUGUGUGCAUGUGUGUGUGCGCGCGCGUAUGUGCAUGUACAUGUGUAUGUGAAAGAGACAGAGAAAGACAGAGAGAUUUGAGCUUUCUGGGCUGGUUGCCCAGUAUUGUUCAGACUUCUAUUAUGGAUCUGCUGUUUCACUGUUUACAAAGUUCCCAGUCCUGACUCCUGUAGAAAGCACACCCCACCCCAAGUCCUGGGCGUUAGAGGCCCUGUAGCACUCUUUCAGCGAGUAGCUUCUGCAAGAGCGCUUAUCUUAAGGCUCCUCAAACCCUUUUUGUGGAAUUCUUGUCACUUUGGAAGUCUUCUAUUUUUGUUUUCCAAUGGUAACAGAACCCAGGGCCACAACCCAGGCCCCAGAGGUCCUUUUAAACUCCCCCAGCCUUCUGAUCAUUUGUUUCCACAAGCCAACUCUUCCAGACUGGAGUGAGAAAUUCAAUUGGAGGUCCCAAAUAACUUGACCUUGUUGUAACCUAAUGACUUUGCCAGCCCCAUGCCCUGGGUGACAGCAGCAGCUUGUGUCUGUUUUACUUUUUCAGCCCACGGGCCUUAGAUUGUAAUAGCUCCGUUAGAGACUUAGAUUUGGGAGUGGGGGCUCUGGCAGCCAUGUUUGGUUGGACUUAGCACUUCUUGUUAUUUGGGGUGGAAAAUUGAAAUGAUCAAGUUUGCCGUUUCUUUUUUCAGUUGGAAAAGCAAAUAUUGUGUUUUCAUAAUAAAUGUCUUUUAGCAAAAUUGCUGAGGGUCACUCAUCCGGUAGAGACCCUCCAGAGAGCCACUCAUCGCAUUAGUAUUAGUAGGUCAGACAUCUGUAAUAAAAGUGGCCCUAAUUACCCUGAAGUGUGCUAAGACUCCCUGGGCUCCUGCAGGGCUUGGCCAGUGCCCUUCUCGGCAUGCUGAUUUCCGGAGUUCCAUACAGAGGGAAACUGAUGUUUAUAGUCUUGUUGAUUAGACUUUGAUGCUUUAAAAAAUAGUAAUCCUGCAAAAUUAUGACUUUUUAAAAAUAGCCAGACCUUCAGCAGAUAGGAGAAAAGAAAUUUAGCCUGGUGAGUGACUUUACAAGUUUGCAACUCUUGAGAGCCCCGGGGAUCGACUCGGAUUCUGUGAUGUUGCUGAUUAGUAGGACCUUUAGCCUUAUACAGGAGGUCACACAGCUCCAGUGAGCCAUGCAAAUCCUGUCUUCCCGACUGUCCUCAGGUGUCACUUCCUUAUCGCCACUAAGGUGUGGUGGAGGUUUGAUGGACCCUCUAAACCUUUUAGUGUGUCUUAUGUGUAGCUGUGUUCCUCCAUACCUACUGAGGGGGGGGGUCACAUCUAAGGGAAACUUGUCCUUUAUUUGCACCCAAUGUCUAUGUAUAUGACUUACACAGUAAGCAAACAUUUUCUUAGUUUCAGGUCUACAAUGUGGAGUAUGUGUAAAUAGGGGGGAAAUUGAUAGAGAUGAUAAAUUAAGUUAUAGCAUGUCAUUUGAUUGUUUUGAGGUCUCUUGUUAUUUAACUUUUCAAUGCUGCACAUUUAGGUUGUUCUGAGGUGGGGGCGACCUCCAGGUCUGCCUCAUCUUGGCAGGAGUGUACGUGUGCACUAGGACACACUCCACAAAGGCAGCCAUGCUGGGAAAACACUUCGCUCCUUAAUGGUGCCACUCAACUCCAGUUCGCUCUUUUUCGUUCUGAUUUCCUGGGAUGAUUUGAUGAGUUAGAAGCACAGCAUCUAGGUGCUGCAUGUUUCUGACAUUCUUAUAAUGUGUAGGAAAAUAAAAGUUUAUCCCAACAGCUAAUAAAAAGUUGAUUUGCAUUUUUUUUAUUGAACAAAGUUAUUCAAAAGCAUUUUGUAAACCAAAGCCAACAGGUGUUCAACAUCGUAGCUAGUACCACUCAGAAAGCUUACACAUACUCAGGUAAAAAUCAGCCUCAUGGUUCAUAGUAUGGAAUGCUAAUAUUUAGCCACCAGGGAACCUGCAGCCUAUGAUGAUCACAGGGUAAACUUCUGCAUAUAUGGCUGGGAGCACCAUCCAUGUCCUCCAUCCAUCAUCUCACCUAAUUAAAACCACCCCAGUCUGUUUUUACAGCGGGUAUUGAGCCUCAUAGUGACCUUUGCCCCCUGCUUUGUCAUUCCUAGGCAGCCCCCUGUUCUAAGCUAGAGUCCCUGCCCCUAAGGAGCAAGGUAUAUUUGAGAACUUUGUUAUUAGGUGACAGACAGCAUGUAAUUCGGCCUCCUUCUAGUGUGGCUGAAGCUAGGUACUGAUAUUUCCUGCCUCAGGACUCCAGUAAUCACAUUGCAACCUAGCCUGUGGUCUCUGAGAACAUGGUGGGCGACUCCAUGUUCCAUACAACAGUGAAUUCUCAGGAUGCUGAACAACCGAAUUUGUAAAGUCACUCACUUGUUCCUUUAGCAAAUGCUUGCUGAGUACCCAGCACUUGCAGAACGUGUUGAUGUCCUGAGAAAGGCUCUAGGGAGUCAAUUGCAAAGAGGAGCCUGAAUUGACCUGGCUUCAAACUGAUAAUCAAGAGCUGAUAUAUGUAGUUCCUUCUAGAAACAACUCUAGUGCUGUGAGCCCGAAGCAGUACUUCACCACCUUCUGCUUCAUCUGGGCAUUUCUAAGGAGGAUUCAAAACCCUGCCUCAUUUCCUCCCAGGGUCAAACUAAAGCAUCUGCCUCCCUUGUAGCUACCCAGAAGGUGAUGGAUGCCCAGAAAUCGAUUGGGGGGCUAGAGCAGCUCUGCUGAUGGUAUUCUAGGCAGCCCCGUGUGUCUGUGGCGCUGGGUGGCCCACUGCUCUACAGCUGCUCCUCGGAGCUGAGUCCCUCCCUCUUGCUAACCGUUCAGCUCAGCAGAUGGCCUUCCAGGAUCCACAGGGAGCUUUCCUCUGGGGUCAUAUUGGGAUACUUUGCAGAUAUGGAAAUGAGCACUUGAAACGCAAAGGCUGUUGUCACUGUUGUCUCAUAAAGAAGGUUGCUUUCAUAUUUAUAGCAAAAAGGUGGGGAGGGGUUGGUUCUGGGCACCAUGUUCCCUGUGAGAGAUUGGGUCGUCUUCAGAAAUCCUCAUCAAUACCCUCAGACCUUAUCAUAAAGAAUCCAGCUUCCAAUGAAAAGGAUCACUAAGAAGAAUGCAAUUGUACGGGUUUGGUUUGGGGAUUUUUGUCUGUUUUGUUGUUAUUGUUGUUGUUGUUGUUUAGUAUUCCAGGGGAAAUGCCUGUUUCCUCCAGUGGAGUAUCUUCUCAUGAGAAGAUACUGCAUUACAGUGUUCACUUCUGUACACACAUCUCUGGUGUAGCUUUGUGUGUGUCAUCUAAGCCAAGGCCACUUGAUGGAAAUGUUUGUAUCAAAGAUUGCUCUUCUAUGAAUGGAUGUGGUUUUAAUUGCAUUUCAUUU
This is a messenger RNA of Peromyscus maniculatus bairdii (prairie deer mouse), 11413 nucleotides long. It is a transcript of the gene Ralgapa2, whose product is annotated as Ral GTPase activating protein catalytic subunit alpha 2. Gene Ontology annotation, cellular component: nucleus; cytoplasm. The record is from RefSeq and is a predicted model, not a curated record. Gene Ontology annotation, biological process: regulation of small GTPase mediated signal transduction; positive regulation of GTPase activity. Gene Ontology annotation, molecular function: GTPase activator activity. Lineage: Eukaryota; Metazoa; Chordata; Mammalia; Rodentia; Cricetidae.